Miniopterus natalensis is the source of this 1899-nucleotide messenger RNA. RefSeq names its product pyridoxal phosphatase (gene PDXP). Gene Ontology annotation, cellular component: cytosol; cytoplasm. Gene Ontology annotation, molecular function: pyridoxal phosphatase activity. The record is from RefSeq and is a predicted model, not a curated record. Lineage: Eukaryota; Metazoa; Chordata; Mammalia; Chiroptera; Miniopteridae.
AUGCCACCCCCGCAGGUCUCCAGCACCCGCUCCUCCCCUCCAGCCCCACCUCUGCCCCCUGGCUCUGGCAGUCCUGUGACCCCUCGGGCUCUGCCCCGCCGUCUGGUUGGCAGCAGCCUCCGGGCUCCCACAGUGCCACCCCCAUUGCCCCCCAUUCCUCCCCAGCCUGCUCGGCGCCAGAGCCGGCGUUCACCAGCCUCCCCCAGCCAGACCUCCCCGGGUCCUGCCUCCUCCAGCCCAGUCUCUCUAAGCAUGGCUGCACAGGUAGACCUGGGGGCGGCCACAGAGGAUGGGGGCACCCCUGAGGCUGACACAGCCCUCACCCCUCCUAAGGGAUGGGGGCCUACCGCCUUUGCCUACAAGUGCCUUGACCCGGGCGCGGCCCCGCGCGUGCGUGCGGUGCUCGUGGGCUACGACGAGCACUUUUCCUUUGCCAAGCUGAGCGAGGCGUGUGCGCACCUGCGCGACCCCGACUGCCUGCUUGUGGCUACUGACCGCGAUCCGUGGCACCCGCUCAGCGACGGCAGCCGGACCCCUGGCACAGGGAGCCUGGCUGCUGCGGUAGAGACCGCCUCAGGACGCCAGGCCCUGGUCGUGGGCAAGCCCAGCCCUUACAUGUUCGAGUGCAUCAAGGAGCACUUCAGCGUGGACCCCGCCCGCAUGCUCAUGGUGGGCGACCGCCUGGAGACCGACAUCCUCUUUGGCCACCGCUGUGGCAUGACCACCGUGCUCACGCUCACGGGCGUGUCUCGCCUGGAGGAGGCCCAGGCCUACCUGGCAGCCAGCCAGCAGGACCUGGUGCCCCAUUACUACGUGGAGAGCAUCGCAGACUUAAUGGGAGGGCUGGAGGACUGAGCCCACCUGAUCUGCAACCACAGCCCCACCCCUUCCCCACCCUGAUCCCGUAGAUGGAGGUGAUGGGCCGGGAGCUGCAUUAAGUGCCACUGGCUCUCUGGCCCUAGUUUCUACACCCUGGUGGGGCUGGGACCCAGGGAAGCUUUUAGGGCCCUAAUACCCCCUCCCAGGGGUGGCUAAGCACUCUUUGCUGACCCCCUUGCCCCACUGGUUUGCCCUGGCAUGACCCAGCCAAGGUGGCCUUAUUUCCUGCCCUGGGACCUCCCUUGUUGAAAACUGGGCCCUGGUACCCACUGAAGAUUUCCCUCAACCCUGAGCACUUAAUUCCUACACCCCUCCCUGGGGCCUCUAGAGCUCUACCUGCUCCCUAGGUCCUGGCCUUGGGUUCCUGUUGACCAAUGAGAGGUCUUUGUAACCACAAACCAUGUUGUCCUGAGCCCUGAAUGGACCAGUCAGAAGGCUAAGUCAUAGUGAUUCAUUGAUUUUGGGUCCUGAGUGGACCAGUUGGGAGCCUAAGUAGCAAUGACCUGGAUGUCUGACUGGAUCAAUCAUAAGGCUGUGACAAUGACCCUUUCUUGUCCUAGUUCCUGGGUAGGUCAAUCAGGACAGCUAAUAAUGACCCUGAAUAGAACAGAAGUCUGAGAGACGGUGGCCUCUUGACAAUCUGGGUCUGACUGGAUGAGCCAGGGUUCCAGAUUUCUGUCAAUAAAUAAGGUCCACGUACUAAAGACCCCCGUCCACCAACACUGCUAUCCAGGGGGCCACUCAGUGGCUCUGAGGGCCUCUGUAGCCGAGAGCCCCACCCUCUCCUGAUCAUGGUACCAGUCCAGUGUUGAUGGUGGCCAUAGCUCGAGUGGGGGCGUUUGUGUCCAUCCCUGUGCCGUCAUUGUUUGCUGUGCCACUUCUCCCCCGUGCCCGCCCCAGCUAUUUAUUUAUUUAUUAUCGUGUGCCAGUGAUGGUGGGGUGGGGGCUGGGCCUCCCCUGCCACCUCCACCCCUGUUGUAACUAGUCCUCCCGUCCUUAAUAAAGGGGAGUGGGAGCACC